Pygoscelis adeliae (Adelie penguin) is the source of this 10632-nucleotide messenger RNA. RefSeq names its product protein phosphatase, Mg2+/Mn2+ dependent, 1L (gene PPM1L). Gene Ontology annotation, molecular function: protein serine/threonine phosphatase activity; cation binding. The coding region runs from base 1 to 1080 and encodes 359 amino acids. Gene Ontology annotation, biological process: protein dephosphorylation. NCBI's taxonomy places the organism in Eukaryota, Metazoa, Chordata, Aves, Sphenisciformes, Spheniscidae. The record is from RefSeq and is a predicted model, not a curated record. The transcript has 4 exons.
AUGAUAGAGGAUACAAUGACUUUGCUGUCUCUACUGGGUCGGAUCAUGCGUUACUUCUUGCUUAGACCGGAGACCCUGUUCUUGCUGUGCAUCAGCCUGGCCCUGUGGAGUUAUUUCUUCCACACGGAUGAGGUGAAAACCAUUGUUAAGUCCAGCAGGGAUGCGGUGAAGAUGGUGAAGGGCAAGGUGGCCGAGAUCAUGCAGAAUGACAGGCUCGGGGGGCUAGACGUGCUGGAUGCAGAGUUCUCCAAGACCUGGGAGUUCAAGAGCCACAAUGUGGCUGUCUACUCCAUCCAAGGCCGGAGGGAUCACAUGGAGGACAGGUUCGAAGUAAUCACUGACCUGGUGAACAAGACUCACCCCUCCAUCUUCGGGAUAUUUGAUGGGCAUGGAGGAGAGUCGGCCGCAGAAUAUGUGAAGUCCCGCCUGCCUGAAGUCCUAAAACAACAUCUUCAAGACUAUGAGAAGGACAAGGAGAACAGUGUGCUGUCUUACCAAACCAUCCUGGAACAGCAGAUUUUAUCAAUUGAUCGAGAAAUGCUGGAAAAACUGACUGUAUCCUAUGAUGAAGCAGGUACAACUUGUUUGAUCGCACUGUUGUCAGACAAAGAACUCACAGUGGCCAACGUUGGUGAUUCACGAGGAGUCUUGUGUGACAAGGAUGGGAAUGCUAUCCCCCUGUCACACGAUCACAAGCCCUACCAACUGAAAGAGAGGAAGAGGAUUAAAAGAGCUGGUGGUUUUAUCAGCUUUAAUGGCUCCUGGCGCGUUCAGGGGAUCCUGGCCAUGUCCCGCUCGUUAGGAGAUUACCCUCUGAAGAACCUGAAUGUUGUCAUUCCUGACCCUGAUAUUCUUACCUUUGACCUGGACAAACUGCAGCCUGAGUUCAUGAUCUUGGCGUCGGAUGGUCUGUGGGAUGCUUUCAGCAACGAGGAAGCUGUCCGAUUCAUCAAGGAGCGCUUGGAUGAACCACACUUUGGUGCAAAGAGUAUAGUUCUACAGUCCUUUUACAGAGGAUGUCCUGAUAAUAUAACAGUGAUGGUGGUGAAGUUCAGGAAUAGCAAAACAGAAGAACAGUAAUUACUGGUGGUUCUCUGCCUCACUCUGAACUUAAAACAAACUCUUACAUUUUAAACAUAGUAGAAAGCUCUAGUAAAUACCGUUAAGAUCCUACACAAAAGGAACAGAUCCCUCUGGUCUUUGUUCUUUGCUUAACAAAAGGAGCAAUACAACAAAUACGUUCUGAGUGAUUAUAAGAAUUAAGUUUGUUCACAUGUACCUGUCUCCUGUGACCUUGCCGCUCCUUAGAAACUAACUGUAAUCUUCCAGUUCAGAAUUUGCUUUACAAAUCUUGUGUCGACUUUUCAUUUGAUUCCUUACCUCUCAUUUCUAAUAGUCAAAGGUUCAUUCAGAUGCACAGCAGGGUCAGGGCAGUGCUGCCGCUUAAUAGCAAGUGAUAGGAGCGAUGCUGCUUUUCACUCGUAGGUGUGACUCUUCAGAACGAUGCUCUCAUGUUUCUCAUCUCUUUUCCUCUUUGAUCUGCAGUGAUAAGGUUGUAUAGGAAAAGGUCUGCGAUUAUUGGCCUGUCAUUGAUAUGAAGGAGGAAGAGGAGCCAACUAUUAGCCUGCUACCACCGAACUGGCUCUCUCACUUUGUUUAACCUCCCCCUCCCUUAAAUAAAUCCCCGCCAAGCAUGUGAUUAGGUAGAGUUACUGAAUUACCUGAAGCCACAUGUUUGUUCAGUCUGUGCAUUACUCUAAUAACAUUUCUUCUAUGCCGUAUUGUAUUCAAACCAACUGUUAAACUUCAGCAAAAUACUCUGAGGUCUGAUGCCUUCUAUAUCAAAAAAUAGCUCUUUUGUGGUAGAAGAAUGUCUGUCAUUCACUGAGACUCACCCUUACGUUAGUUUUUUGGCAUGGACUUUUCAUAGGCAUGUAAAGAAAGUAAUGCAAGAUAAAAUUAAUUUCAUUAGUGACUGUUUGGAAAACUAAUGAAAACAGGGCAUUCCUUAGAGCUACCUAGGUGAAGUCAAGCCUAUUAAAGACUUCCUUGUACCACUGCAGAUUAAUUUGUGGUGUUAAUCCAGGGCAAGACCACUUUAGAACCAUUUUUUUGGUAUAAUGUAUAAAUGCCAGGCAGUGUCAUUGCACUGUGGAGAUGAAAGCUUCUGUUAAGUCUAGAUAAAAAUAUGUUUAGAUCUAACUUUCAGUAUUUAAUUGUAUUUUGGAAUCUGUGACUACUGUAAGUUUAAACAAUGACAGUCUGAGUUUGCUCUGCAUCUGAUAACUUAGCUGGCUGCUUCGUGAUGAAGAGGCAGCAGUAGCAGAGUGACAGGGCAACGCGUGUUAGAGGAACAGAGCCAGGGCCCGAGUUGAAGGUUAGUAUGUCGGAUGGCUUGCUUACCCGUAUCGUGUCUUACAACAAUCCUUGGGAUUCCCUUCCCACAAAACGUGGUCCUGGAGGAUCCGCUGAAGUCUCAUCUUCAAGGUGAUGGAGGUUGUCAGUAUUUGGGUCCUGAGGUGAAUCAGGGAUACAAUACAUUAACUAAUCUUGUCUGUUUCUUGGGUAAAGAUACAAUAUUACUUAGUUAAAAAGCUACCUGUUUCUCAUCACCCACCUAUAGCAUUUUGGGCAAGUGGCUUGCUGGUCCCUAAAAUAUUGUGAUGUGUUGUGGUUGUGCUGAGCGGGUGUGAUGUCUGUGAAGACAAAAAAUGAAAGAGCACAAAUUCUGCUCUCUGCUCGAGAAGGAAUUCCCACCUUAGUCUUUUCAUUUUGCUUCCUAGGUUAUCUCUUCCCCAGCAAACUUCCCUCCUUUAGUUUGUUUGGAGAUAAUUACAACUCUUAAUUGGAUCUGUUGCUAUUACCAGUGCUAUUCAAAUUGUAUACAUGCCCUUUAGCAGCCUCUUCUCAUCCCAGAUGCUGAGUAGAGCCCCUUGACUCCGAGGAAUAGACAAGUGAAAAGCAGAAGUAUGAAAGUGUCCAGCAUCCUCUGAAACCAGCAGGCACCCAGCCUGCACUGGUCCUUCCCCAGAGGAUGGAAGGUUUUGGACUUUUUAAAUCUCUUGAACAGUGCAUUCAGUGAAUUUUAAAUGCAACUUUGCAGUUAAAUUGAGCAGCUAACAGGAAACGUUAAUAAUUGCAGAGCGCUUCAGUUAUUUUAUUUUGAAAAGGUAUUUGAGGUCAGAACGCUGUGAAAUGAAAACCUUGUGUGAUAUUUUCAUGGGAGUGCUUAAUCAUGUACUCAUAAUGCUAACAGCAGCAGUAUCGAAACUGUGCUCCAGGCAGAGCUCAUGGUGCAUGUAGCGUUUGCCUUUCCUUUCUCCUUCACAGAUGAUGUUUCCAUUGUACUGGCUUUUCUUUGUAGGACACUGCCUGGAUGUUUGUCAAAACAGCUGCCCAGGGAAAAGAAGAGUUAGACCCAGCAGCCUAUAGAACUCUAAAGCAGCAGGACGCUUGUAUAGCAGAGACAUCAAUACUAAUCCUUCACAGGCAUUUGAGAAAUGGUCAGCUCCAAAAAAAACAUUAUAGACUAAUGCCACUUGAGCGAAAAGCUAAUGGCAGCCACUAAGCUUCCUGCAGCUCACGUUCUCGAGGUUAGCGAGCGUUGCUGAGGGAUGCCCGACCUUCCCCUGAGCACAGCUCGCUUGCUGGUUUCCCUGGCACUCAAGAUAGACAGGAAAAUGAGGUGGCAGGAAUCGUACACACUCUCAAACUCCUGAAGCAGCUGUGAGGAAGCAGUGGGAGGAUGGCUCACUCUGGAAGUAAGCCAUGCUCACAGGAUUUAGGAAAACACAUAGUGCAAUGCAAUACAGAACUGUUUUGCAGACUUGUCUGGGUAUUUAUGCCAGGAUUCAUUUACUCUGUCACUCACAGGCCCACCCAGUCCAUUACCGAAUCAGCCCUAUUUCAACCUUCGAGUGUCUGCAGUUGCAACAAUAGUUGGUUUAGCACCUUCAAUUUUCUCUGCAACACUCCCCCCUUUGUAGUAGCUCUUUCCUGGCCAAAGACAUUCAUGCCAAUGCUCUCUGGUAAGGUUGUUGACUUUUGUCUUUAUUACUUAAAAAAAAAUAGUUACAGGUGCUUUAGGUUUAAAGAUGAAGGACUAAUGGAGAUGACAGGCUUUGCGCAGUCUUCUACAUCCAUGUGCAGUGCCUCCCUAUGCUCCCUGCUAGAAGUCUUCUAAGAAGUCUUUAAUCCAGUUCUAGACAUCUGUAACUUUCCAGUCAUGCUGAUCUGUGCCAAAUUCUGUUGUGAUACAUACAGCUGUUGGAUGACAAGAUUAAGUAAUGUACGUAUUGCUUAUGCAACCUAAACUAUCUAGGGUUUGAUCCUCCACUGCCUUAAUAAUAUAUCGUACAUCUGGAAAGAGUUGCCGGACACUGUAGCCAGAAAUCUCCCCAGGUACGCUAGAGCAGCGUGGCAGAACGCGCUCCGGCAUCAGAGAGGCAGUACUUCCAGCACGCCAUCCUCAGUGCUGCUUUCCUGCCUGGCACCUCUCCAAAAAAAGGGAGAUGCAGUUUGGUUAAAGCGGCUUGCACACACCCGAGAGCUCCCUCUUGCCGUACGUGUUCAUGGAAGUUUUCUGUUAAGCCUGAGUAGCUCCAUUGGUGACAUCUGUUCAUCAGGCAAGAGCAUCACAUGGCAGAAAACUGAUACGUUAAGCUGCUGCCACAGCACAUCUUUCGUAUGGUCCGAUAUGAAAAAACGUACCUUGCAAUUACUCAGCUGAUCCAGUACUUAAAAAGAAUUUGGGCUCUUCCCAGUGGUAUUACAAGCUAGCAGUUUAACUCACGCAGUACGUUUUAAAGAUACCACCGUUUAGCUUUGUAUUCUGAUUAUAGACUACCGUUUAGUUUAUCAUUCUGAUGAUACACUAGUGGGGUUUUAGAAGGGCUGUUCAUUCGUGUAACGGAAGGGCUGUAGCCUUCACCGUUCGUAGCUCCUGCGGGGAUCCCCAGUCUAGGUACCAGCCCGGUUAGGUGAGGCCAUAGCUCCGUCUAGCGGCUGGCCUCAGCACGGUAACCACGCAGUAUUCGUUACAGCUAAUAGUUGCUCUCUUAGCCCGUGUGAAAAAUGUGCGUGACGUCACGUCCCCCUUGUCCCUUGUGCAGAAGUUAGCUAUGAGGUUAAUGCAGACCCGUUCGGUUGGGCUGAAUUUUACAGCAGUGCUGAAGCCGUGCAGGCUGAACGCGUGCAUCCCCGGACACGGCUGAGAAACGCAGAUACUCAGCUGCUAAAAACGCACGUGAAAGUUUGGCAGACCACAGUCCUGCCCAGCAUCCCCCGCCAGCUCACCCCCCGCCCCCCCCCGCACGGGUGUCUUCACAACGUUGGUGAAUGCAUUUUAAAUGCUUGUUUGUGGGAUCCACGUUUGGCAACAGUGCGGCUUACGCAGGCCGCAGCCAUCCAGCUUAGGAGAGUCCAGAAUUCAUCCCUGGUCUCGGGGGUGGCAGGAGACGCUAUUUUAUUUCGUAUAAAAUGUACGCCACUUCUUUUGUUGCGACAUCCAGCACUAGUGGUCUGGGCAUAUUGACCCUGUCUCAUGGGGGAGGGAUGGCCACAGACGACAUUGUGAGGACUGCGUCAGCGCUGUAGUCCUAAAAUUUCUAAAAAUUCAAAAUUUGAAAUUAGUGAGCCUGUUUUACUGAAUAGAAUGUUUGGAUAAAUAUAAAUAAAGUAAAUGCCAUCUAACAUCAUGAAGUAUUGUCUACUGCCUUGUGAAGGCAAGGUCAGUACCAAAACUAUUGCUAAUGUUAUUACAGUAUUAUACAAUUUAUGUAAGGUAAAAUUAAAACAAAAAAAAAAGUUGUGACUUUUUAGAAUACAGAAGUUAGUACUAAAGCACUGCAUCAGCUUGAAGUAACAGUGUUUGCUACAUAAACACUAACGCUGCAUCUUGAAAAUAAGGGAGUUUCGUUGUUCAGCUGCCUCUCAGAAUAUAUGCCAUCCUUGCUUUAAGCAAUAUUAAUAUAUUUCUAAUGUAUCUAAUACUCAUUUUACACAGAGAAACAUUUAGUAAGUGAUUAUACUAAAGAAGAAAAACCCGCACCAGCCUUUCAUUUUCUAAAGUAGGUUUUUAGGCCUCCAUCCGGAAAUCUGGCUGUACAAAAUUGCAAGGUUAAAAUUUAGAAUGUUCCGCUGAAGUUUGGCGGAACUGUAUAGACCAGAGCUGCUGCCCCUCAGUGUUGUCAAUAUAUUUAUAAAUUAUCUUUCUAAACCUGAGGACUCAUCUCUAAAAAGAUAUAUACAAUUAAUAUCGAUUUGAAUUUUAAAUCACUUUUAUUUAUGUAGUGCUGACUAUAUAAGGCUUAGGUAAGCAGCUGUUUUACAUAUAGUUUUCCCUUAGAUAACUUAAAGGUCCAGGUAUCGGUCAUCUCUAGUUAUAUAUAAUAGUCUAGAUGCUCUGUUAAGCAAAACGUGUGCAGUCAAAGCAGCUGAAGCCUAUCUAAAACCAUAAAUAAAGAGGCUCACAUCAAAAGCAGUUCUUGAGUAAAGUUCUGAAAUCCACUUUUAUGAGUAGGUCAGCUCCUAUGUCUGGUCUGCUCAGUCUUAAGGAAGAGCUCCGAAUUAGUUGAGCAGUAGGGAAAUAAAGCACUUUUUCUGCAUUUAAAAGACCAACCCUGUAUUCCUUUAAGCCUGUGGAGUGCAUCGGUACUUCUAGGGACACAAAUGCUCAGAAAUCUACUUCAGCCUCUAUUCCAAGUUAAUUACAUGAAUAAUCGGUUAUAACCGAUUAUUUUAGAAAUCUAAAUGCGGGGCUGUCAAACAUUGCUCUCUGGGAAUUCCUACACUGUAUUCAGGGGUGCAAGAGCAGUACAGAUGAAACUGUACUUUAUCCGCACUUGCUUUAAUCUUGGUAGUAACAAGAGUGAUGAAGUCAAGCCGUGUGGGCUGACGGUCAGAUACCUGCUCGGCGUCCCCAUGCUGCCUCUGCCCCGGGAAAGCAAGCUGGCUACACGUAGAGCGAGGUUGCUGCUGUGCCUCUGCAGAUGCGCUCCGUCAGCUUCAUCUGUUGUUGAUGACAGGAGACUCUCACACCAGAACUGCCACAGUCCAUCUGUCAUUUUUAAAUUUUCUCCUUCUGGUAAGAAAAACUUAGUUAUGUUAAAAACAUAAUUCAUUUGGAAAAAGUUCUUUGGAGUUAGUUCCAUUCUGUACCAAAUCUCGACACUGCUCUUUGGGAAACUGUUCCUAUAUGCAGAAGCUAGGUACAAAACGUAAGCAGUGGUUAGUAAUGCUGGAUUUACAAAUGAAAUCCAUUUUUUUUAUAAAUUUCAAACCCAUCUACCUUUAACAUGGCAAACUGUAACAAUCACGUAACUGUUAACUACAAAGUUAACAGGAGCAGCAUGUGGAAAAACAACAUUAAAACCCAUAUUGUGUGAAUAUUACCCUGAGCAACUGUAAAACCACUUCUACCCAGUGCAUUUGGAAAUGCUAAGAAACAAUUGAGACAGACUCGUUAUGAAAACGAACCACACGUUUAGAACUCUGCGAGGGCAGGUCGGAGCUUUAUUAACAAAAAUCCUACACAACACAAGAUAACAGAACCACAAUGUUUAAGCAAUCCAUCUUGGUUAAAGACAGCUUUCAUUUAGUACAACACGCCUGUGUUAUCGUAGAUAAGAGCCUCUUCAGGCUUCUGCUUGUAACAUUUUCUUCACUCGGAGCCAGAAGAGUUUUUAAGAUUUUAUCUUUAUUGCAAGCUCAGGGGAGGCUGCACUUUACUCCUAGGUGGAGGACCACCGCAGGCAAAGCAUUACUGACAGGAGCGGCUAGGACGUCAGGCUGAGCCCCAUCCCAGUCGGGAUGGACGCAACCCCUACACACCAUCGUCUCUCACACUGUAAAGAAAACUCAUUCAGAUAAUUCGGAUUAAUGUGGCCUGGAAAAUUAACGUGCUGCACAGCAACUGUCAGAAGGCUAGAGGAAAACAGAGCUCAGAUAUAUAAACCAUGUCAAGAGAGGUCGUUUGGGGUAAACUUUGUAUUUUUAAGUUCUUAUUUUAUAGGAGGAAAACUAAGUCCCAAAAUCCUGUAACUGCAGGUGAGACAAACUGCGCUGUUAACACAGGCGGUAUUUCCUCAUAUGAGUUGUAGGUCGAUGCUGCUUUUUGCUAAGAAUCACUAACAGCAGCAUUUCAGAGAGGCUAUACUUUCUUUAGCCCUGUGAAAGAAAGCGGCUUUGUGAUUUUUAGAAACCCAAUAUGUAAAUAGAGGGGGGUGGGUUUGGUUUUGUUUUACAAUUUUAGUUUUCCUUAAAAUGUGGACUCAACUACAUAUGGGGGGCAGGGGAAAUAAUAAGUAAACUCAACCAUCUGCUUAGCUUCAUUUUAACUUUGUUUUCUUUCCUUCCUACGUGGAGUACUUGCAUUUGGAUGUGGUUUACAGCUUAACAUGCAAUACACAGAAACUGCAUUAAAACCUGACAAGCUUAAUUUAAGACUGCAGAAAGCUUUACAGCUCUCUCCCUACCACCUCUAUCUUAAGCAAACUGUGGAGUACUUCAUAAAUGAUCAAAAUGGUACACGCUAGUCACAUAAAAAUGGAGAUGAAUGAAAAUUUGAACAAUAGGGAGCAAAGCUCUGCCUCCCAAACUCCUUCAAGAUACCUGACAUAACCAAUAGACACUUCUCAGGAACUCGGUGUCACACUGUUUGGUUAACCUUCCAUCAGUUUCUAGUUUAAAUUUGAAAGAACUAUGAUAAAAAUCCAUUAUUUACUGUGCAUCCAGGCAUUCGUGACUGAGUUACAAUGAACUUGCAUUGAAAUGCUUUAGUAGUAACUAGAAAAUGUAAGACAAAACUUAGGAAAAUAUUCCAAACCAUCUAUGUCCUGUUAAUCCUGAACUGAUCGUAGAGAAUAAUGCCCCUAAGUUUGCAGCACAUACUAUUGCAUGGUUUAUUUUGAAUUUGUUUGUUCUAGAAUGCACACAAAACAUAUAAGCAUUUUGAUUUUUUAACUCUUCUGAAAUAGUACACAGGCAACACGGGCUUGAAAUUUUACAUUGUCAACCCCUUUUGCUAUCCACCCAGCAGCAGUUUCCAAACAUCUUUGACCAAUGGAUCACUGUUAGGCUUUUCAAGUCAGAAAGCCCCACAAUUAUCAAAAUCACAAGUGCUUGAAUUCUGAUUUAAUACAGCUUUCUGAACCACUUACCUGCAUGAGAAAAAGAAUCUUAGCAUUUGGGAAAAUCUUAGCCUGUGGUUUAGGCUUCGGUUUUAGUACAAUACUGUAGGCAGAUGCAAUAAAGUUUGGGCCCACCACUGACUUAAAUGCUUCCAUUAGUUCACAGUCUGGAGCUUUCUUUACCUCUUGCAUGGCUGCUCACACUAGAAAUGUUCCUGAUAUUUGCAUUAAGCAGAAACUUUAGCUUAGUUAUGAAUUUUUAUGGUCUUUUAAGCAAUAAUUAGGUCAGACCCAAAUACAAACCAGAUUUAAAAAAAAAAAAACAAAAACAAAACCAACUCAUUUCCAAAACAGGAGCAGGAAUAUUUUACAAUGUAAAUUUCUUGCAGAAUUGAUGUCACUUUAGAUUACAAUUUCAGGUGGCAUAAACAGAUCACUGUGUAUAAACCUACAUUUGUGAAAGCAAAAGCCUGUAAUCUAUGAUCAGUGUUAUCAUUCUGGGGCACAAAUAUAAAAAAUACCUUGCUUGGUGACAGUUGCAUUUUUAUUGCAGUCCUGCACAGCCAUUUCUCUGUGAUAUACUUGUUUCUUACUCUCUCAACAGGAGCACUGUCUGCUUUAUCUAUCCAGUUUCUGAAGAUUGCAUCGUCUUUCAUAAUUACAUUUUUUUGAAAAAGCAAUACAAACUGUGCUGUAGUAUCAGUGUUCUUGUGACAAAUAAUUUAUUUCUAAACAUUCAACAUGGCAGGCUUAUAAGAAAAAUAUGGAGGGUUUGUUUUGUUUUGUUUUUUAAGAUGUAUAAACAAUCAAAGAACAAGUUAAACGCUUCUCACAGAGCUCUCAGGAUCUGACCACAGUACAGCAAUCAAAUAACAGAUCCUAAAACCAUAGGAACAGCUGUAGUUUUACCUCUGUUUCUAGAAAUACAAUAGCAUUCUUCCCUCAGUUAUGCAGUACUGUAUCUUUAGCUAUUUAGUUUAACAAACAAAAUCCAUUUUUGAAAAACUUUGACCUUCUUAACAUGCAUUGUUAGAACGCUGACAUCUGAAAUACUUGUCUAGAGAGUAUUCUUCCCAAGACCUCAUUUUUAUACCUAAAAAACCCCACAUGCUGUAAUUCUAACAAAAAACCAUGUGCAGUUGUUGAAAAGAUAGCAAAAUUCAAUACUGACCAUAAUCACAAUGUAACAAAAAAACUGGUGAAACCUCAAACUUGGUACUAGAGGUUCCUGCACCUCUUCUAAUUUGUCUCUAAGAGACUAUCUGAAAGACAGCCAAAUGUAAAUAUAUCAUAACAUCUUAGCUGUAGUACAAAUAAGGUGGCAGUGCUCUGUCAUUCUAGAUGUACAGGAUGUAACUAUAGUAUCUUCACCGUGUAGUGGAUGUGUCAAGAAUAAUUAUGUUAAUGCAAUUGCAAAUUCUAUAUUGUUGUCUAUUAGAAGUGUAAACUACUGAAAACUUGGCCUUGCUGGUAUGAAUAAAGUGAUUAAAAUAUCCAUCUUUAC